AUGCUGUCCACACCUCAGCCCUAUCCCACCGUGGCCAACAACGCCCCCGCGCCCGACGAUGCCCAGAUCGAAUCGCGCAUGCCCACCGUCUGCGUCGACUAUCUCAGUCACCAGUGGACCGACGAAGACGUCUGGAGCUCCUGGAAGGCCAUGACAAAGCAAAAGAAUCAGAUCGCAAACGGCGUCAGGCUCGAAAACGCAAGUUGGCGCACCUGGGCAAAACAGCGCGGCAAUCUCAAGACCAUCAGCCCAGAGACUCUCAACUGGCUCAAGGACAGCGACGUCACCUGGCUCUACGGCCCUCUGCACGAGCAUGUCGAGUCGGUCCCGCCUCCCAAGCAGGCCACCAUGGCCGAUCGCCUCGAUCUCGAUGACGGUCACCACGUGCGCUCCAUCCUCAAGCAUCGCACCAUCUCCGACAUGCUCACCACCCCAGGCAACGGAGGCUCCGCUUCGCCCAGCACCGAGCUUGCCACCAACCCCAUCGACGACCACGUCCAAGAGCAGGACCGCAAAGCCGAGGAGGCCAAACGCAAGGCGCUCUUUUCCGUAAAGUCCGACUCCAACCUCGUCGGCAAGUCGCCCAAGCGCACCGGCAGCUCGCCCGGCGCCAUGCCCCUCGUCUCGGCACAGAAGAAAAAGUCGCCCAGCAUCGGACGCGCAGACAGCGCCGGCUCGGACGAGAAGCGUCACAUCAGCUUCAACCAUCGCGUCGAGCAGUGCAUCGCUCUGGAUCACCGAUAUCCGGACUACGACGAGUACGACGAGGACGAGCUCGAGGAAGAGGAGGACGACGUCAGCAGCGAGGAAGAGGAGGUCUUGACCAUGAAGUCCAGCCCCAGAACCUCGCCCGCCAUCUCUCACGCCUCCUCCUCCUCAAAGCACCUCGAGCACCAGGCCACCAUCGCCAAGCUCGCCCCCACCCGUCUCAAGACCUCGGAAGUGUUGCCAGCGCCCUCCCCAGCCGUAGUCGACCCGACGGGCUUCCUCGCCACGCGCUCCAACAACGGCAGCACCGUCUCCACCUACGCCGCUCAGUACGGAUACGCGCGUGCUGGCGUUCCCUCCAGCCACGGCGACCCGACGGCGCGCGGUGUGCAGUGGGAUCUCGACGACGAGUUCACCGGCGACUUUGACUACUUUGACGGCCCAGACAUGGCCGACGGCGAGCACGACAACUCCAACGGGCCGGUUUUUAACACUGGCGACGCUGCGAGCAGCCCUGACGCUUCCCGACCCUACGGGAGCUUUUUUGACCACAGCGAGUCAGACAGGACUGAUGGAUCCUCAUCAUCCACGUCGCCUCAAGAUUUAGCAACCGCGGCACCGGAGCCAUCGCAGACCAGUGCCGCCCCGCGCGGCAUCCUCAAGCACCGCAUCGUGCAUCAGACCGCCGCAGAAGACUACGACUCGCGCAGUCUCGAGGCCGAGGGCGACUACGACGUCCUCGGCACUUCGCAUCAGGAUGCCUCGUCCUUUCAGGACUCGUACGAUGCAUCGCGCAGCGGCGACGACCGCGAAAGGGGCCGCCCGUCGCAACGCCUCGGGAGUUCGGCCAGCUACGAGCGCAUCCAGGACGCCGCCAGGCAGGGCCGCGGACGCACCAACAGCGGCAACUCGUCCGGCCACUCUCCCACCAACUCGAUCGCCAACGGCAGCUACGACCGCUACGCCGCCUCCACCAGCCCUUCGUCCGCCUCGCCCGUCAAUGCGAGAGGCGCCGCGCGGGGCGAGUCCUUUCGGACCGGCAAGGACGCCAAUCGAGAUGGAGCUGAUGGCCUUCGAGCUGGAGAUGCAGCAGCGCACGGAGGAAAGGCGCGUCCGGUCGCGAAUCGGGCCUUGAACGAGUACGACUCGGACGGCCAGGGAUCGUACGGCCUGGCGAGCCCCAACUUUCCCGCCAGCCCGCACCUAGACGCAAAGGAUGACGGCGGGUCCAACCGAUCGUCCCAGGAUCGCGACGGCGACCGCUACAUGUACGGCGAGGACCGCACAUACUGGUCGGACGACCGCAAGGGGUCGAAAGCAGCAUCGCGCGCCAAGUCGGCUUCGCCCAGUGCAGCGGCCACCGAGCUGAGCGUGGAUGUCGAGAACAUUCCGAGCAAUGCGCCGCCGGCGUCCAAAAAAACCAACGUCGUCAGCCCCGACGGCCCCGUAGAGGUGGGACCGACGCCGCUCAACACGCCGACGUUCAUCCUGGCGCGCGCGAGCGGCAAGCGGCGCUCGGGUUCCGGCAGUGGCGCCGACAUCACGGGCGGUGGACCGUCGAGUCCGACGCUGCCGCGCCGCACGAGCGCCACGGGCGCGCUGGUGGCGCCGCACAACUCGGAGCCGCGCGUACCUCUCGCGCACGACUACGUCGAGGAAGACGAAGGCGGCAUCAUCGGCCGCGCGGUCGAGAUCGUCAACACCGCACGCGAUCUCAUCGGCGCGCUGCUCGGCACCGGCGACCGGGGCCGCUCCUGGCGCGAAGCCUGA
Moesziomyces antarcticus is the source of this 2478-nucleotide messenger RNA. RefSeq lists its product as uncharacterized. The record is from RefSeq and is a predicted model, not a curated record. Gene Ontology annotation, biological process: cellular response to glucose starvation; protein catabolic process in the vacuole. The transcript has a single exon. Bases 1 to 2478 code for a protein of 825 amino acids. Lineage: Eukaryota; Fungi; Basidiomycota; Ustilaginomycetes; Ustilaginales; Ustilaginaceae.